AUGAAUAAUAAAAUUAUUAUCUUUUUAUUUUUCACAUUAACUAUUACAUUUAUUUUUUCUUAUCCUAGUUGUUCAAAAUGGCAAGAAAUAAAUAAAAAAGAUUUUUCAAAUGGAAUGUAUAAUUUUGCCUCAAAAUCAAUUAAUCAAUUUAAUGAAAUAGAAAAGAAAAAAAAAAAAGAAAAUAUCAUAAAACUAAAAUUUUGUAAUUUAUUAAAUGUCUUCUUUAAAGGUAGACGUAACAAUAAAAUUUUAAUUAGACAUGUUGCAAUUAUUGAAAAUUGUAAAAUAAAUAGUACUAAUUCUUGUAGAAUGUUAAUUGAAACAAAAGGUCAAGUACCGUGGGGUAGACCACCAGUAGUUGUAUCUAUUAUGUUAAUUAAAAAACCAAAUGUUGAUUUAAAAGUAAUUCAAUGCCAAAAAAAAGUGAAUGAUGAAAUUUAA
Strongyloides ratti is the source of this 441-nucleotide messenger RNA. RefSeq lists its product as hypothetical. The transcript has a single exon. Lineage: Eukaryota; Metazoa; Nematoda; Chromadorea; Rhabditida; Strongyloididae. Bases 1 to 441 code for a protein of 146 amino acids. The record is from RefSeq and is a predicted model, not a curated record.